This is a messenger RNA of Maudiozyma saulgeensis, 1173 nucleotides long. NCBI's taxonomy places the organism in Eukaryota, Fungi, Ascomycota, Saccharomycetes, Saccharomycetales, Saccharomycetaceae. The record is from the annotation of a GenBank genome assembly.
AUGGGUUUUUUUGUUCCAGGUCACUCAAUUGAAAACUUGAGACACUACAAGUAUCAGAGUGAGGACAGAUCCAUUAUUACCAAAAUAUUUCUUAAACCCUUUUGGAACACGUUCGUACAAGUUUUCCCCAAAUGGAUGGCGCCAAACCUUGUCACACUAAGUGGAUUAGGAUUUAUCUUAAUUAACCUCAUUGUUACAUUAUAUUAUGAUCCACAGUUAAAAUCGGAAAUGCCACGUUGGGUGUACUUAUUCAAUGCAAUUGGUUUAUUUCUUUAUCAAACAUUUGACGGUUGUGAUGGUGUUCAUGCUCGUCGUACUGGACAAUCAGGUCCUCUAGGUGAAUUAUUUGAUCAUAGUAUAGAUGCGAUCAAUACUACACUUUCUGCAUACAUAUUUUGUUCUGCAAUUGGUACAGGGUAUGGUUACAAGAUGAUAUAUUCACAAUUUGCAGUAUUGACAAAUUUUUAUUUGAGCACUUGGGAAGAGUAUCACACCCAUGUGUUAUUCUUAUCAGAAAUAUCAGGUCCUGUGGAAGGUAUCCUUGCUAUUUGUUUAGCGUACCUGGCUACAGCUAUAUUUGGACCAGACAUUAUAUGGCGUACAACUUUAACAACUUUUAAAAUAAAUGGUCAACAAUAUAUUUUUAAGACUACUGAUUUCCUUUUAGUUACAUUCACACUUGGUUUAAUUCUGAAUUGUUAUUUCGCAAGAAGAAAUGUUACAGAUCAUUAUAGAAAAGAAAAAUCAAGUUCGAAUAUGGAUAUUGCCAUUAAAGAAGCAAUGAAGGGUCUGUUACCAUAUAUAUUGUAUGUGAUAUCAGUUAUUAUUAUAGUUACUGUAGAGAAAAGGUUCAUCGGUUUCUCAUUUGUACUUUCAAUUGGAUCCACAGUAGCAUUUUUCGUUGGUAGAAUUAUUGUAAGCCAUUUAACCAAACAAAGUUAUCCAAUGUUCAACAUUUCCAUGUUCAUCCCCCUUUCGCAACUAAUUUCAUAUUUAAUUGCAAUUAAUUUCACUGCCGAACACUCAACCGAUAGCAUUAUUGAAGCUUUGUCUUGGUUAGGCUGUGGUUUAUCACUUGGUAUAUAUGCUCUAUUUUUAAAUGAGAUCAUAUAUGAAUUUACAAACUACCUGGAUGUUUAUGCAUUGACCAUAAAACAUCCUAAAUUUAUUUAA